UUCUCGAGAAAAAAAAAAAAAUUCAACUUUACCCCAAAGAAGCAAGCUUUUACUUUUCUAAUUCCACUCACCAAACUUCCAAAGUCUCAUCUUUUUUCCACUUAAAAACCUUAACUUUAAUAAUCUCUGUACGAAAAACAAAAUCAUUUUGAUUCUUUCGAAUCUCAAAGGAAUCGGAUUUUUUCAAAUGGGUUGUACAACUUCAAAGCUCGACGAUCUCCCAGCAGUUGCGCUUUGUCGUGACCGUUGUGGUUUCUUAGAAGCAGCGAUUCAUCAACGUUACGCUUUAGCUGAAGCUCACGUCUCCUACACACAAUCCCUUAAAGCAAUCUCUCACUCACUUCACCAAUUCAUCAAUCACCACCACCGUGACGAUGAUUCAGAUUCACCCAAGAAAGCUAAACCCAAGAUGGAUGAUUCCGGUUCCGGGUCGGGUCAUCUCGAAUUCGAUUCGGAUUCUGACGAUGACGAUACUGAUUCGUUGCAUUCGUCUCCUCUACAUCAUCAUCUAGACGACGACGAGGACUCGAAUCCGAAGUCGUAUUUGCAUAUUAACUAUAUGAAGAAUAGUUCGAUGGCUCCUUCUGUGGUUUAUGAGCAGAGACCUUCGAGUCCUCAGAGAGUUUACUUCGGCGAAUCAUCAACCUCUAACUAUAAUCAAUAUCAGAACUACGGAGCCGAGACUUUGUCGAGGUUGCCUCCGCCGCCACCGUCGCCGUCGAGGGAAAAGGUUUGGGAUUUCUUAAACCCUUUUGAUACUUAUUACACUCCGUACAGUCCUAGUCGUGAUUCGAGAGAGCUUAGAGAAGAAUUGGAUAUUCCGGAUUUGGAGGAGAACGAUGAGGUUGUGAAGGAAGUACAUGGGAAACAGAAACUUGUGGCUGCGGCUUCUGUGGAAGAGCCGUUACGUGAUUCUGGUGGUGCCAGCACUAGCGGAGGAGGUCAGGCUUCUCUGUAUCAGACUAGGCCAAGUGUGUCAGUUGAGAAAGAAGUGAUGGAGCAUGAGGUUCAUGAUGUCGUGGAGAAGAAAGUUGUUGAGGAUGGUGGUGGUGGUGGUAAGGACGUGGCGCGGAGGAGUAACGCUGCGGCUGCUGCACGUGGCAGUAGGGUCCGGCAUGAGGUGCCUGAGGUUGCUAAAGAGAUAGAUGCUCAGUUUUUGAGAGCUGCAGAUUCAGGAAGUGAGAUUGCAGUGAUGCUUGAAGUGGGCAAGCAUCCUUAUGGUCGCAAACAUGUUUCGUCGAAGAAGCUGUACGAGGCUACCCCAUCACCGUCUAUGGCUUCGCCAGCUCAAUCAUCAACCUCCAAGAAAACCAAAGCUGAAGCCUCUUCUUCAGUGGCUGCUCCUACUUACGCAGACAUUGAGGCAGAGCUUGCUUUAAGAUCUCGGAAACUUUCUUCGACAUUGCACAAGCUCCAUCUCUGGGAGAAGAAGCUUUAUGAGGAAGUCAAGGCCGAGGAAAAACUGCGUGUAACCCAUGAGAAAAAGUUAAGGAAGCUGAAGCGUCUGGAUGAAAGAGGUGCUGAGGAUCUAAAAGUAGAUUCAACACGAAAAUUAGUGAGAAGUUUGUCCUCAAAGAUAAGGAUUUCGAUUCAAGUUGUUGACAAAAUAUCCGUGACAAUUAUCAAGAUAAGAGACGAAGAGCUAUGGCUGCAACUGAAUGAAUUGAUCCAAGGGCUUAGUAGAAUGUGGAAAUCCAUGCUUGAGUGCCACAGAAGUCAGUGUGAGGCUAUUAAGGAAGCCAGAGGCUUAGGCCCCAUAAAAGUGAGCAAAAAACUCGGUGAUGAUCAUCUUGAAGCUACACGGACGCUUGGGCAUGAACUUAUAAAUUGGAUUGUGGGAUUCUCGAACUGGGUCAGUGCGCAAAAGGGUUUUGUAAGAGAGCUGAAUAGUUGGCUUAUGAAGUGUCUUUUCUAUGAACCUGAGGAAACUCCUGAUGGGUUCGUUCCAUUUUCACCUGGUCGUAUUGGGGCUCCAUUGAUUUUCGUGAUCUGUAACCAGUGGGAACAAGCUCUAGAUAGAAUAUCAGAGAUGGAAGUUAUCGAGGCCAUACGCCGUUUCACAACGAGUGUGCUUCAUCUUUGGGAAAAAGAUAGGUCAGAAACCCGAGAGAGGAUGACAGGGCUGGGUGAUCCAAGGAAUAUGGACCGAGAGGAACAGAGAAUACAGAGAGAGAUUCAAGAACUGGAAAGGAAAAUGGUUCUGGUUGGUCAGUGCGAGGAUAACAUUGUCUACCAAAGCGACACUAGUAACGAGAGUUUACAGGGUAGUCUUCAACGUAUAUUUGAAGCUUUGGAGAGAUUUACAGAGGAAUCUGUGAAAGCUUAUGAGGAUCUCUUGCAUCGUGCUGAAGAAGAAUGCGGCUCUCGGGAAACAGAUGAAGACUAAUGGAAAACCAUGGAGGAAAAUAUUGCAUGACCAAAAGAUGAUCAAUAAACUUGGGAGUUGAUUCACGUGCUACAGACAGCCAUGAUGCAUGAUCUGCCAUGACUCAGCUCUGCAGUCAAUAGUCUAGAGUACCAGACCCAAAUUGGGUCACCCAGUUCAUGUAUGGCUGGUAUCUAAGGCACUGGGAAGUUAAUGUAUCAUCUUCCUCAGACACGGCCAAGAACUGCUCUGCGGUAGACAUGGGAUAGAGAAAUGGGACAGUGCUCGGGUAACGUAUGUGGGUGGGUGCGUGCCGUGCCCUAUCUAGGAAGGGGAUGGUUGGUUGAUCGAUUCCAUGGUUCAGAAAAAAUGUAAGAUACUUUGGCACAAGUGAUGAUGUGAAGUACCCAAUUUUGUAUAGCUUUAUUUAUUUUGUAAAACGUUACUAUGUUCCACAACAUUUAUUUAAUCUAUGAACAAAAAACUUAAAACGGAUUUAUUUA
Molecule: messenger RNA, 2868 nt
Organism: Camelina sativa (false flax)
Lineage: Eukaryota; Viridiplantae; Streptophyta; Magnoliopsida; Brassicales; Brassicaceae
Source: RefSeq, a predicted model, not a curated record